Messenger RNA from Bufo bufo (common toad), 1109 nucleotides. RefSeq names its product peptidase M20 domain-containing protein 2-like. The record is from RefSeq and is a predicted model, not a curated record. NCBI's taxonomy places the organism in Eukaryota, Metazoa, Chordata, Amphibia, Anura, Bufonidae. Gene Ontology annotation, molecular function: dipeptidase activity. The transcript has 6 exons. The coding region runs from base 129 to 1109 and encodes 326 amino acids.
AGAGCCAGCCUCCAGGUACACUGUAGCUGUAGAAAGCUGUCACCCUCAGGCAGUCCUCAUCAUUAUCUUACAGCAGAACUAACGUUUGUGACAGAGAGCAGUGUACGAGAGGCAGAGAUAGAUCUGAGAUGGCUCUUCUAAAGCAGUGCAAGCAGCAAGUAUGCGAUGUGAUAGAGCAAGAGUCUGAGAAAUUACAUGCCCUGAGCCAGGACAUAUGGAAGACUCCAGAGCUGGCUUAUAAGGAACACACAGCUCAUCAACUCCUUACAAGCUUCUUCUCCAGCCGGGCAUGGGAGGUACAAGCCCACUACCAUUUGGAUACUGCCUUUCGAGCACAGUGGACCUCUGAAGCCACUAACAGCCCUUGUCUGCAUGUAGGCUUCCUGUGCGAGUAUGAUGCUCUGCCUGGGAUAGGGCAUGCCUGUGGGCACAACCUGAUUGCUGAAGUCGGGGCUGCUGCUGCACUUGGACUGAGAGGAGCUUUGGAGAGUGUGCAACCACCACAGCAGGUCCAGAUCACAGUGUUAGGAACACCUGCUGAGGAAGAUGGUGGAGGGAAAAUUGAUCUUCUCAAGGCUGGAGCCUUUGAAGAUAUGGAUGUCGUGCUUAUGGCUCAUCCUGGCCAAGGUGAUACAGGUUAUAUUCCAGCUGAAGCCAUACAUGAAGUGACUGUGAAGUAUUAUGGAAAAGCUUGUCACGCUUCUGCAUACCCAUGGGAAGGAAUUAACGCUUUAGAUGCUGCUAUUCUUGCAUACAACAAUAUCUCUGUCUUAAGACAGCAAAUGAAACCCACCUGGAGAGUUCAUGGAAUAAUAAAAAAUGGUGGUGUGAAACCUAACAUCAUCCCAGAUUACACUGAACUAGAGUUUUAUUUGCGUGCACCAUCACUUAAAGAUCUUGCUGAUUUACGGGAAAAGGCACAUGCCUGCUUUAAUUCUGCAGCUACAGCAACUGGAUGUAAGGUGGAGCUGUCCUCUUCUACCCAUGAUUAUUAUGAUGUGCUUCCAAACAAAACUCUCUCAAAAACAUACAAGGAGAAUGGCAAGCAACUGGGAAUGCAGUUUGCUAGUGAAGAAUUGGAGUUAAAAGCUAUGGCAGGUAAAGUUUGA